UCUGUGAAAGGCUUAAAGGAAAACUGGCAGAAGUGGUGCGAUGAACACCAGGAGUACCAGAAGCACAACCCCUUCAGUCAGGACAUCAGGCCCAGCGCGAUGGUCCCUCAGAGAGGGAAGGAUGACUAUGGGAGACCACUGCAGGGCUCCAUGACGGCGCAGCGAGGGAAGGACGCGUACACACACAUGAGCAAAGAGCUUGAGGAGCUGUGUGACGUGAUGAAAAAUAUUGGACACCCUGGAGAUGAAGAAGGGGAUGGAAGCAGCAGCGAUGGGAGAGUCAUCGCUGUGGAAUUUGGGGAACUGUUUGAGCAUUAUGUGACAGUUUCUAAUAAACUAGUGGGGAUCCUUUUAAGAGCGAGGAAGCAGGGGCUGGUUGACUUUGAGGGGGAGAUGUUGUGGCAGGGGAGGGACGACCAUGCAGUUAUCACUCUGCUGCAGUGAUCAGAAACUGUGGUAUUUAGAUAGGAGGAGGACUGCACUCAUUGUAAAUUAGUUACAUAAGGCACUCUUCAUAGAAAAAGAAUAGAUGUUCUUUUCAGUUGCUGACAAUCCAGAACAGAUGUAUUGUAUCUUUGUCCAGCAUCAACUGAAAAACUAUGCACGUUUUAAAAGGCCAAGCUAUUUGUGCCUAAAAUGCAAGGGCAUCAGACAAAUAUGCAAAUUUUAAGCACAAAUGAAGAGAAAAAUUGGUCUCAGGUUGAAACUUGACAAUAGAGAUAUGACAGAAAUACUAUUAUUUGGGGGAGUUAACCCCUUUAUAUGCUUUCCAGGGUGGUUUACAUCAUUUUAUCAUCUCGCCAAAUCAGGUAUUUUCCCACAUUACAAAAAUAGUGAAGGAAAGACGGGGAAAAAAGAUGUGUUCAGUUGCUGGGGAUGAGUUCUAGGUGGUUAAUGAGUCUGAGGCAAGGAGAACAUGAAGCUGCCUGUGACAGACAAUAUGGUGCUAUAGGA
Pungitius pungitius (ninespine stickleback) is the source of this 954-nucleotide messenger RNA. Its product is annotated as actin-binding Rho-activating protein-like. Gene Ontology annotation, cellular component: sarcomere. Lineage: Eukaryota; Metazoa; Chordata; Actinopteri; Perciformes; Gasterosteidae. The annotation marks the transcript as partial. Gene Ontology annotation, biological process: positive regulation of Rho protein signal transduction; positive regulation of transcription by RNA polymerase II. Gene Ontology annotation, molecular function: actin binding. The record is from RefSeq and is a predicted model, not a curated record. The transcript has a single exon.